AUGAUGAUGAUGAUGAUGUCAAUGAAUAGAAGAUUAUUAACAUCCAAAUCUGCCACUACAUUGCUAGCGCGUUCCCUAUGGACUACUCCGAUCAAAUACCAACAACAAUCGAAAACGUUUGUCCCACCAAUUCAAUUGUUUGGAUUAGAAGGAACCUAUGCUACUGCUCUAUUUAAGGCAGCUUAUAUGGACUCUACUAUUGAUUCCACUGCUUCAUCUUUGAACUCCAUACAAAAUUUGAUCCAUAAGGAUUCCUCUUUGAAGAGUAUCCUUGAGAAUCCAGCUUUGUCACCUGAUGACCGUGUAUCCAUCGUUAAUUCAUUAUUGAAGGGUAUCAAUGGGAAAUCAAAUAAGGAUGUUGAUAAUUUUUUGAAAGUUUUGGCUGAUAAUAAUAGGUUGAAUCUGUUGAGUGUCAUUUGUGAACAAUAUAAUAAAUUGAAUGAUGCACAACAGGGAAUUGUGCAAGGGAAUAUCAUUAGUUCGAAACAAUUGGAUGAUAAAGUUAUGAAAAGGUUACAUAAUGGUAUUUUGCAAUCAAAGUCUAUCGUUAAGGAGGGACAGGUUUUGAAGUUGAAUAAUUUGGUUAGACCAGAUAUUUUGGGAGGAUUGAUUGUGGAGAUUGAUGAUAAGACUGUAGAUUUGAGUCUUUCAACUAAGAUUCAAAAUUUGAAUAAGAUACUAAAUGAAACGAUUUGA
Messenger RNA from Naumovozyma dairenensis CBS 421, 696 nucleotides. RefSeq names its product F1F0 ATP synthase subunit 5 (gene ATP5). The record is from RefSeq and is a predicted model, not a curated record. The transcript has a single exon. Gene Ontology annotation, molecular function: proton-transporting ATP synthase activity, rotational mechanism. The coding region runs from base 1 to 696 and encodes 231 amino acids. Gene Ontology annotation, biological process: proton motive force-driven mitochondrial ATP synthesis. Lineage: Eukaryota; Fungi; Ascomycota; Saccharomycetes; Saccharomycetales; Saccharomycetaceae.